This is a messenger RNA of Poecile atricapillus (Black-capped chickadee), 7212 nucleotides long. RefSeq names its product cyclin Y (gene CCNY). The transcript has 10 exons. Lineage: Eukaryota; Metazoa; Chordata; Aves; Passeriformes; Paridae. Gene Ontology annotation, biological process: regulation of canonical Wnt signaling pathway; regulation of cyclin-dependent protein serine/threonine kinase activity. Gene Ontology annotation, cellular component: cytoplasmic cyclin-dependent protein kinase holoenzyme complex; plasma membrane. The record is from RefSeq and is a predicted model, not a curated record. Gene Ontology annotation, molecular function: protein kinase binding; cyclin-dependent protein serine/threonine kinase activator activity. Bases 3317 to 4342 code for a protein of 341 amino acids.
ACCUAUAUCUACUGGUUUGAAACACAUUUUUUGACAACGUUCCAGAAAAUUUCAAAGAGGAAAUUAAAUGGGUCACAUCAUAAAUUUUAGCCUAUUAAAAUCCAUUGUCUUGUGUAUAGUGGAGUGUCUUCUGUACAGUGGAGGAGAUGCUACAGAUUUAAAAUAUUUUUGUGCAGGAAUAGGCACUUUUUAAACAGAGGUAUGUCAGCGCUGACCAGUUGUGAAAGCCCUGGCCUUAGUUUAGGGAGCUUUAUGGUGUUCCUCAGCUGAUGCAGCUGCACAGGAGGGCAAACUCAUUAAAAUACAUAAAUGCUAAAUCUUAAGAGCAGAAUAGUGUCUAAUCAAAGAAGGACAUACAUUGAUAUUUAAGCAUUUCAGUAAGCUACAGUGAGCUGUUCUUGCUUUACUGUAUGAAUAUUUAUCAAAUGAUGCAGUUACAUUUGCAUCAUACACUUCAGAUAGCUGAAAUAAAAUAAUCACAAUCAAACCCCAAAUAUGUUUUCAUGGUAUAUAUUUCACCUUUUCUCAGCUCUUACAUACCAGCAGGACACCAUUACCCUAAAGCAGCAUCCCUUUCCUUUGAUUUAAAAUAUGUAUUGUAGAACCUUUGUCAUUAUAAUGUACUUCAGCAAGCUCUUAGAGUGAAAAGAGGAGGAAUAAAGGUAAAAAUUUAGAAUGAAAGACUGCAAGUAAGAAAAUAGAUAGCUGUACAGAAUAAUAGAAUUAUGGAUAGAAUAUAGAAUGGUUUGGGUUGGAAGGGACCUGAAAGAGCAUCCAUCUAGUGAUCACAGAGUCACAUCUAGUGAUUACAUCUAGCGAUUACAUGGUCACAGCCAGUGAUCACAAAUUUUAAAUGCAUUAAAAUAAUUACACUGCUUAGUUUUAGAAUAUUAGUUUUAAAUACAAACCAAAGUUUACAUCAAUCCUUUCUAAUAAAGAAAUGUCUUUUUAAGCUCUACUUAUACAUUUAGAGAAGGAAACUUUGAAAUUAACCCAUCUUCAUCAUUAUAUGGUCUGUUUUGUUUCAAAGCUUAUGAGAAGUGCAGAGCAAGUAUAAGCUGCAAGUUUUGUCUAAGAUUUUAUUACAAUAGAUUUACAGCUGUUACAAGUUUCUAAAUAAUUAGGUGUUUUCAAAUGCUUAUGUAAAAAUAUAGUGGGAUUGAUACAGAAAGGCAACAGUUUCCCAGUUAGCAUCACCCAAAAAGUACUUAAAAGACAACGGGAGUGGUGCCCUUACAGGAGUCAUGCCAGGAGGCUGCAGGCUGGACAGGCCACAAAUGAGCACACGUCCCUGAUUCCCACAGGAGGGUGGAAUUUAACAGGGCAGGUCAGGGAAGUCUUCCACAGAGAUGUUACUACCUUGAGGUUCUCUUGUAAGACAUGGUAAGCCAGGCAUUUCAGUAACAUCUUACUGUUCUGUUGUGUAUAUAUACUGAGAUGAUUUGAUUCUUUAAAAACUGUGUUGAGAUUUUCUGAUUGUUGCUUAUGCCCAUUUGAGAUUCAACCUACCCUGCUGCCAGGUUAAGGUCAGGCCUGGUCUGAGCAAGCUCAGGCUCAGCUGGAGAACAGGUGAGCUCCAGUGGAGGAGCUGAGGUCUCCUCAGCAAGUGAUGACAUGGUGGUGGAAGGCACUAGCUAGCAUGACAUCAUCCUAGGCAGCAUUUCUAAACCAGAGCUCAGCAAAGAUUUUCCUUUUGUCUGGAUGCAAACUACUGAAUACACUAAUAGAAAAAAUAUGCUAAAACUACCCUUAAUUUAUCUUGAGUUACUCAAACACAAAGGGACAAUGUAACUCCAAAUCUACUACCCAUCCAUGUUUGGGGAGGAGUGUCACAAAACUAGUUACAGAAGACAUCCCCAAAACAGUUUUAUUUUGAAAAAACCUGACAUUCUUUUUCUUUCUUCUUGAUUCUUUGUAUCCCACUAGAGUACAUUUGCAUCAAAAAAACAUUCAAAAGGUAGUUAAAAAUUAAAAAUUAGUUCUUUGCAAUGUGUGACCUGAAAAAAAAAGUAGGAUAAGAACAAGUCUUUCAUGUAAUCAUCUGACUUGAGCAGAUCUUGUGAAAAUAUCAGAUGUCAUGAGAUGCCUGAUAUAAUAAGUAAUGGCUCCCUGGACGCAGGGCUAUAAGUCAAAGAAUCUUUUCUAAACACAGGAAAGUACUUUUCUGUUAGCAAAUUAUAAGUGUACCCAUUCAACUACCAUGACUCAGAUCUCCAGCAGUCGAGAGACUUAGAUUACAAAGAUUUAAAGGAAAAAAACAAACCAAAACCAAAGCCAAAAAGACUAAUGAAAGCUAUGCACAAUCCCCAUCUUCAACAUUACUUUGAGUCUGACAAAAGUGGAUUUUGACUGGGAAAGCCCUAAACAUAGUGAAAGGGCACUUCACACCCUCUCAUUUCUGUGCCCUGUUAUCUUUGGGAUACAGGAGAGCUGAACAAGGUCUCAAAGAAUUCGUUCAGUCCCUACAACGCUCUGAGACACCAGUGACUAUCUCCUGUUGGAUGCGGGUCCCCACGGCGGGGGCAGGUGAGGGGCCGGGCCGGGCUCGGGCUCCGGCCUAGAUCCGGGCCGCCCGCAGGGGUCCCGAGGAGCCCCCGGGCCAGCGGUGCGGCCUCAGCCCGCCCGGGCCCCGCGGGGAGGGCAGCGCCCGGCGCCGGCCGGACAGCGCCUGCCGCGCCCGCUCCCUCCGGCACCGGCGUGCCGGGCUCCCGGGCUGUGGGGCAGCGUCCGUGGCCGCGGGCGGGACGCUCGAGUGAGGAGGCCCGGGGCCCCAGGGGCCGGCGUGCCGGGAGCCCCGCGGCUCAGGGGGGGCCCUCGGCCGAGCCGGGCUCUGCCGCCGCUCUCGCAGCCCGCCCGGCGGGAGGCGUCACCGCCCGCUUGAACCGGAACCGGUUGGCGGGGGCCGCCCGGGGCGGCUGCUGCUGCUGCUGCUGCUGCUGCUGCUGCUGCGGUGUCGCUGCCGCGGAGGCUGCGACGCUGCCGCGUGGGUGCGUGCGCGGAGCGGGCCCGGCGGCUGCGCGGGGGCGGGGGAGGAUGGGGCUGUGCCCCGGCGGGCCCCGCGCUGCCCGCCCGCGGAGGAGGGCGGCUUAGCUGCCGCAGCCCACGCCGGCGGGCCGCGCUGCGGGGCCGCCUCCGCGGAUGAGCCGCCGGGGGGAUCCGCCGGCGAGUGCAGCCGCAGGGCGCCGCAGCCACCGCCUCCUCCCCCGCCGCCGCUCCCUCUCGUCGCCGCUGCCGCCCAUGGCUUCCCGCCGCCCCCGCUGACCGGCCGCCCCUCGCCUCCUCCCGAGCCGGGCCGGGCCGGGGCCGGGCAGAGAAGAUGGGGAACACCACGUCCUGCUGCGUCUCCUCCAGCCCCAAGCUGCGCCGGAAUGCCCACUCUCGGCUGGAGUCCUACCGCCCCGAGGCCGAGCUGAGCCGGGAGGACACGGGCUGCAACCUGCAGCACAUCAGCGACCGGGAGAACAUCGACGAUUUGAACAUGGAAUUCAACCCAUCAGAUCAUCCACGGGCCAGUACGAUAUUUCUCAGUAAAUCACAAACAGAUGUGAGAGAAAAACGCAAGAGUCUCUAUAUAAACCACCAUCCUCCUGGGCAGUUGAGAAGGAAGUACAGUUCCUGCUCCACUAUUUUCCUGGAUGACAGCACAGUCAGUCAACCAAACCUCAAGUAUACCAUCAAAUGUGUAGCUCUUGCAAUAUAUUACCACAUCAAAAACAGGGACACAGACGGAAGAAUGCUCUUAGAUAUUUUUGAUGAAAACCUUCAUCCCCUUUCGAAAUCCGAAGUGCCACCAGACUAUGACAAGCAUGACCCGGAGCAGAAACAGAUUUACCGCUUUGUCCGGACGUUGUUCAGUGCUGCUCAACUGACUGCUGAAUGUGCCAUUGUCACCCUGGUAUAUCUUGAACGACUUUUAACUUAUGCAGAGAUAGAUAUUUGUCCAGCAAACUGGAAACGAAUAGUACUGGGGGCAAUUCUGCUGGCAUCUAAAGUUUGGGACGACCAGGCAGUGUGGAACGUGGAUUACUGCCAGAUCCUGAAGGAUAUCACGGUUGAAGACAUGAAUGAGCUAGAACGCCAGUUUCUUGAGCUGUUACAGUUCAAUAUUAAUGUUCCCUCCAGUGUUUAUGCCAAGUAUUAUUUUGAUUUGCGUUCCCUGGCAGAAGCAAAUAACCUGAGUUUUCCCUUGGAGCCCCUCAGCAGGGACAGGGCAUAUAAACUUGAGGCCAUUUCUCGCCUAUGUGAAGAUAAAUACAAGGACUUCAGGAAAGCUGCAAAGAAACGCUCGGUCAGUGCUGACAAUCUGACUGUGGUUAGAUGGUCCCCUGCAAUUAUCUCCUAACAGAGGAGACUGGAAUAUUCCUACGGACGAACUGUUUCAUCCAUCCAUUUUUUUCAGAGUGGGCUGGGGGCGGGGGGGAUAAAGAAAAAAAAAGACUUUUGGUUUUUUUAUUUUUAAAUCUGUCAAGCUGCCUUUACAGUGCCUCCCCAUUGUGUAGCACACGAGUGAAAUACCUAACAAAGGAGAAAUGGAGAAAUCGCUGAUCGGGAGAGAAGAUUGGCAACAAUUAUUUUCUCACUUCCACUAACAGCUUUACACUAUUAUGAGGAAACAGAAAAUCAGGUGCUUGGAAGAAGAAACAAAAAAAAAAUGAAGUAGAGGCAGAAAAAUAUUUAAGAACUGUGCCAUUUUCUAUUAUACUGUACUCAUGAAGGGAAAUGGCAGCAUGAAAAAAAAACAUGUAGUCAGAUGACUGUGCACUAGAGGAAUGACAUUGGGAGAGUUCCAUCUUAAAGGUUUCUCUUAAUACCCUUUUUUGUUGUUGCUGUUGUUGGUUUAUUUUGCAUUCCUCAUUGCUGCUUCCCAGGAUAAAUUCUUCCCCUUGCACAGCAGGAAAUACAAAGUCUGUAUUUACAGUAGCACAAGCCCCUGAAUAAAUAGCGUUGGGUUUUUUCACUGCACUUUUCUCUGUAACCUGUCUUAUUAACAUUAUUCUUCUUAAUUAUUAUGCAUAUGUUACAUUUCUUGUAUGCCUUUUAUUGUAUUUUGAAAGAGAGAACUUGACAAUAGUGCUGAACCAAAAGUGUGUACAGGGAUCAGAAGAUUUUCGUAAUUUCAUGAUGUGUUUUAUUUAUAGUAUACUUGGGUGCGUGUGCCUUCCUGAGUUAUUGGAAUCGUUUAUUUUUCCAUAAUAUAAAGAUACAGUUGUUAAAGUCUUGAGAUGAUGAUGGUAAGACUUGGGCCAAAUCUAUGAAAUUUGCAACAGAUCUUGUGAUCCUUCUUGCAGAUUUUCAUAGCAUUAGAAGUUUAGCAGAAUUCAUCCAUUUUGAAGGAGAUUUUUUUUUUGUAUGGCCUGACAAGUUCAUUCCUUAACUCCCAGGUCCAUUGUUGCAAGCAAUAUUCGCAAUUUUUAUAUGUUUACUUUAAAUCAAAGUGAGUCUGUUUGUAUAAAAUAAAAAAUAAUAAAAAAAAUUGUUCCAAUGAGAAGGCCUGUAGAAGAGCAGAAUGGAAAUCUUAACAAGGUAUCUGUCACAAGGAGAUUUGAUUUGGAAGCUAAGAUACAAACCCUCAUGUUUUUCAGUGUAGGUGCUUAUAGAAAUUAAAAGUAACUGAACUGUGAAUAUGAUUUCCAACUCGGACUAUUAAACUCCUUUGUUGUUAUUAUUUUUUUCUCUCUUACUGCGGCUGUUGCCCCCUUGGCAUCAUUAGAACCUUUUAUACAAAAUAACUUGUCAGUAUAAGCAUAUUUGCUUCAUAACACCGCAGGGUGAUUUUUCUUCCCCUACAGUUGUUUGGGUUUUUUUUUUUGCACAGUUUAGAAAGAUCCAGCUGAAAAUUCUCAGUUCCCUGAAAUCUGUCCUUGCAGCUAUCACUGAAGGGAAUGGCAGCAGAUGUCCCUGAUUUGUGCACUACUGUUAUAACCCACAAAGAUUCCGUGUUUGUUUGGUUAAGCCCUAUGGGCUUGUAGCAGCCUGGGGGCCCAGAGAUGCACACUUGACUCCCAGAGUGAUGCGAUUCCAGGGCCUCCAGGCAGAGAGGCACCGACAGGAUUGAAGCAGUGAAACCAAACAGUUUCCUGUUAACUUUCCAAUGUGAUUUGUUUAGUUUGAGACAUGAAGGCUUCGUCCAUAAAUUCUCCUGAUGUUCUUUGGGCCUUUAAAAUUAUUCUCAUCACUUCUUGUUGUGCCAAUGCAUCAGAACUGUGAGUAUCCAAGUCCAUUUUUCCCUUGAACAUGGAAUGUAAGGCAAGUGUUUAUAACAAAUUACAGCAUUUGAAACCUCUUUACAGAUAGUAUCAAAAGGAACAUUUUCAGAGCAUUUGAAAUUCAUCCUUUAUAAACAUAAAUUUAGGCUUUAAAAUAUGUAAAAUAUUUUGAUUUAUCAACACUUUGCUAAACUAUUUUCCAUUUAACUUGAUAUCAGGAAUAUUUGUUUUAUCCAUUUCUGGGUGAUAGAGAUAUGAACUUUGGAUUAUGUAAAGAUAUCAAUGCAUCUACUAUAAUUUUUGUGAAGUUUAUUAAACUACUUUAAAGAUUGUAUAGUCUAUUUAUUGUAUGUAUGUACAUACAGUCUGAUACUUUAAAAAGUGGAUUCCGUAAAACCUGGCUCAGUCUUGUUUAGACUAUUGAAUAUCGUUUUAGCCUUGUGCACUGGACUCUACCUCUGUAUAGGAGAAUUUUCCAUAUUCUUAAUUAGUACUGAUUCUGUGAUUAACUUGGUUAUGUUUCUUGCACUAAGAAUUAAAAAAAAAAUCUGCUGUAAGUGUGGAUUUUUUUCUUUAGUUUUACCAUAUGAAUCCUCUACAUUUGGAUGGAUAUUUCUUUCCCUCAUGGUUAUAGAAUAAUUCUUUGCUUUUUCUUCUGGUCUGUUCCAGGGUUGCCAAAAAAUACAGUAUCUGUCAGUAAACCUGAAAAGUGUCUUUUGUUUGCAAGGUAUUCUAUACCAGGUAAUUAAAAAUGAAUUAUUAUUUAGGAUUAUGUUGUGUUUACUGUAGUUUUUUCAGCAUUACUGUAUGGAAAAUACCAUUGCAAAGUUAGAGAAUCACCGGAGAUGUAAGAAGGGAGGAGAACCAUAUAACAUUUUAAUUAACAGCACAAAGACAUUGUGUUUUGCUGUAAAUGUUUUCUGGAUUAAGGUUUUCAUUAUUGCUUUGGUCACCGGCUCAGAACUGAAAAGGUUUAGGAGAUAUAAUAAACCUGUCCCUUCAAGUA